This is a messenger RNA of Phoenix dactylifera (date palm), 2197 nucleotides long. Its product is annotated as trans-cinnamate:CoA ligase, peroxisomal-like. The record is from RefSeq and is a predicted model, not a curated record. NCBI's taxonomy places the organism in Eukaryota, Viridiplantae, Streptophyta, Magnoliopsida, Arecales, Arecaceae.
CACACAAAUCCCUCCGCCCCUUCUCCCCAACCAUGCAUGGGCCCACCAAGCUUCCAUCAUCAGCCAGUAGAUCUCCCAACACCAUAUAAACUCCUCAUCCCCUCGCUUCCAGCUUCACAUCUUCUUCGUUUCUUCUUCUCCAGUUUGCUGCUUCUAUAUAUCCCCCCCAACAUCCUCGCCCCCUCUUCCAAAACUUCCUCAACCGCAGAAAACACUCGGCAGAUACCAAUGGAUCAACUCCUCAAAUGCCAAGCUAACUAUGUCCCUCUCAGCCCCAUCACCUUUCUGCAGAGGGCUGCUGCUGUUUACUCCGAUCGCACUUCCGUCGUGUACGAACGAAUCCGAUUCACCUGGAAACAGACGUACGAUCGCUGCCUGCGCAUGGCCUCAUCCCUCCGAUCUCUAAAUGUUUCCAAGAAUGAUGUGGUAUCUGUGCUCGCCCCCAAUGUUCCAGCUAUGUACGAGAUGCACUUCGCCGUGCCCAUGGCCGGUGCAGUGCUGAACACCAUAAACACCCGGCUCGACGCGGCCAACAUCGCCACCAUUCUAAAGCACUCGGAGGCGAAGGUGUUCUUCGUGGACUACCAAUACGUCCGGCUCGCCCGCGACUCCCUCAAGCACUUAAUCGACGACGGCGCACCCUUGCCUUUAGUUGUCGUCAUCGAUGACGUCGAUGCCCCGACUGGCAUCCGGCUCGGCGAGCUAGAGUACGAGAAGCUCAUCGCAAGAGGCGAUCCCAAGUGCCCUCCAACCCCUCUCUACGAUGAGUGGGAUCCCAUAGCUCUCAAUUACACCUCCGGCACGACCUCGGCGCCGAAAGGCGUGGUCUACAGCCACCGGGGAGCUUUCCUGAGUACUUUGAGCCUCCUCCUCCAGUGGGAGGUGGGGAGCGAGCCGGUGUACAUGUGGUCGCUCCCCAUGUUCCACUGCAACGGGUGGACCUUCACUUGGGGCAUGGCGGCGCGCGGCGGCGCCAACGUGUGCAUCCGGGCGACCACCGCCCGCGACAUGUACCGCGCCAUCGGCGACCACCGCGUCACGCACAUGUGCUGCGCCCCCAUCGUCUUCAAUAUCCUCCUGGAGGCCAGCCCCGCCGAGCGCCGCCCGCUCAUCGCCCCGGUCCACGUGCUCACUGGCGGCGCCCCGCCACCGGCGCCGCUCCUUGAGAAGAUCGAACGACUUGGCUUCCGCGUCACCCACGCGUACGGCCUCACGGAGGCGACCGGGCCGGCGCUGGUCUGCGAGUGGCGCGAAGAAUGGAACCGCCGCCCGGUCGACGAGCAAGCCCGGCUCAAAGCGCGGCAGGGCAUCAGCGUGCUGACGCUCGCCGACGUCGACGUGAAAGACCCCGAAACCAUGCAAAGCAUCCCCCGGGACGGGAAGUCGCUCGGAGAGAUAGUUCUCCGAGGGAGCAGCAUCAUGAAAGGUUACUACAAGAAUCGCGACGCCACCGAGGCCGCAUUUAGAGAUGGUUGGUUCCUCACCGGCGACGUGGGGGUUAUCCACCCCGACGGCUAUGUCGAGAUAAAGGACCGAUCGAAGGACGUCAUCAUAUCCGGCGGCGAGAACAUCAGUAGCGUCGAGGUAGAGACGAUCCUCUACCAGCAUCCCAUGGUGCUCGAGGCGGCGGUGGUGGCCAUGCCACACCCGCACUGGGGGGAAACACCUUGUGCGUUCCUAAAACUAAAGAAAGAGUACUGCGAACAAGGGAGUAUCCAAGAAGAGGAUAUCAUAUCCUAUUGCAGGAAUAGCAUGUCCAGGUUUAUGGUGCCGAAGAAGGUGGUGUUCAUGGAGGAGUUGCCGAAGACUUCCACGGGGAAGAUCCAAAAGUUUCAGCUAAGGGAGAUGGCUCGUGGCCUCAAGGUGACGGGGAGAAACGGCCGGACGCCGCAAGGAGGGGCGGCGCCGCAGGGGAAGGCCCAGGUGGCUUACGUUAACGGUAAUAACGGUCACGGCCAGCCCGAGGCACAAGAGCAAGUCUUAGCCAUGUCUCGCCUUUGAGUCUGCUGAUCGGGUUCGAAGGGGACACACGUGUAGAUGCUGGUAAAGUUUUGUAAUAAAUAAAAAGAAAGAAAGAAAGAAAGAAAACGUUAUAAUAACAUAAGAGUCAGUGUCCACUGUGAUUCAUGUCAUGUAAUAUAUUGUUCCCAUGGAUUAUAUUAUUAUAGAUGGUGAAUGAAGCUUGCUUUUGAGUCAA